CAAAAACGGACUUUUGACUGAUUUUUACUGUUAGAGAAAAAUUAUUCUUUUGUAUUUCGAUGAAUAAACAUAGAAGCUUUCUCUGUGCGAAUUAACUUCAAUGGCCGUCCGUUAAAAAAUAAUCACCUCGUAUUAGAGUUACCGAAUUUUUGAAUAAUAUUUCAACCUACAGCGAUAUCCACCUACAUUAUUUUCAGUCACUUACGAAUCGUCCGCCUUCAAUUUCGAUCUAAAACGUGAACGAGUGUUUUGGAGCCAUCGCAGAAUUUUUUAAGUAGUACAAUUAGCAUUUUUCAAUUAUUCUAUUUUCGGAAAAGUAUAAUACUUUUUUUUACUUUUGUCCGAUGUAUUACGUACAAAAAUUUUUAUCACACGCUAACUCAAUUGUUGAAUUAUGAAUUAUUUAAUUAUUUCUUAUACUAUCUCUAUAAGUUUAUACAUCAAUCCAAUAGACACAUAGCACGGGCAGUAUUCCUCUAUUCUGCUUCUGUUUACAUUUUGUCUAUAUCUAUCGUUGAAGUAUAUACUACGAGCGAAAACAUAACCUCUUACAUAUGAAAAUCGUAUAUUUUUAGAUCUUGAAUUAUAUAAUAGACUAUGAAUAGUUAUGAAUAAUUUUUAAAUGUAUCUAUUUUUUACAUUUUAUCAAAUUACGAAGAAUUAAUAUGAAUAUUAAAAAAUACUUAUUUAAAAGUUUUAUCAAGAAUUUUUUCCGAUUCAAAUCUCACGAAAAAGAAUUAAAGCCAAAAAUUAUAAAUAACUCAUUUGGUAAAUAUGAAGUCGUAGAACCAUGGUAUGUUUCCGAAACGUGUCAAAGACACGUGCCAUCAUAUGUUCCUAAGCCAUCUUAUAGUUUAACUAAAAUCCCAGAACCAGGGCCAAUAAGGCCAGAAAUUAAAGAUAAAAAUCAAAUAGAAUGUAUAAAAGAAAGUUGUGAACUUGCACAAUAUGUUCUCACUCAAGCAGAAAAAUAUGUCAAGCCUGGUGUUACUACAGAUCAAUUAGAUGAAGUGAUUCAUGAAAUGAUUAUAAAUAAUGGAGCAUACCCCAGUCCACUUAAUUAUCGAGGAUUUCCAAAAUCUAUAUGUACUAGUAUUAAUAAUGUUGCAUGUCAUGGUAUCCCAGAUAAUCGUCCAUUAAAAUACGGAGACAUACUUAACGUAGAUGUGACUGUCUAUUUAAAUGGUUAUCACGGUGAUUGUUCAAAAACGUUUGAAGUAGGAGAAAGUGAUGCUGAGGGUAAAAAAUUAAUACAGGUGACUGAACUUUGCCUCCAAAGUGCAAUAAAAAUUUGUAAACCAAAUGAAAAAUUUUGUAGUAUAGGUAAUAUUGUGGAAGAAAUAGCAAAUAAGCAUGGAUAUAAUGUAAUUCCUGCAUUUGCUGGACAUGGCAUCGGAACUUAUUUUCAUGGGCCACCAGACAUCUUACAUUUUGCGCAUGAGUCUGCUGAAAGAAUGCAGCCAGGUAUGACAUUUACUAUAGAACCAAUUCUAAGUCAAGGUGGAAAAGAGGUAGAAAUUUUGGAGGAUGGUUGGACAGCUGUAACAGUAGAUGAUGCUAGAACUGCACAAGUAGAACAUACUAUUUUGAUAACUGAUAGUGGUUGUGAAAUAAUGACAAAGUAGUUACUGAUAUUUAUAAAGUUGAUAGCAAAACUUUAUGUAAUUCAGAACAACCUAUACUGUAGAAUAAAUUGUCUUUGAUUAUAUAA
This is a messenger RNA of Vespa mandarinia (Asian giant hornet), 1711 nucleotides long. Its product is annotated as methionine aminopeptidase 1D, mitochondrial. The record is from RefSeq and is a predicted model, not a curated record. Gene Ontology annotation, biological process: proteolysis. Gene Ontology annotation, molecular function: metalloaminopeptidase activity. Lineage: Eukaryota; Metazoa; Arthropoda; Insecta; Hymenoptera; Vespidae.